Messenger RNA from Capronia coronata CBS 617.96, 1323 nucleotides. RefSeq lists its product as uncharacterized. The record is from RefSeq and is a predicted model, not a curated record. Gene Ontology annotation, molecular function: zinc ion binding. Lineage: Eukaryota; Fungi; Ascomycota; Eurotiomycetes; Chaetothyriales; Herpotrichiellaceae. The coding region runs from base 1 to 1323 and encodes 440 amino acids. The transcript has a single exon.
AUGGAUUCCGAAGACUCUGCGUCCGUCGCUCCAGAGACAUCAUCCACAACUCCUCCUGAUCCCCACGCCGCAGACCCUGGGUCGAACCUGCGACCUCCUGUCCUAUCUCGUUCAUCAACACUCGGUUCCAAGAAAUGCUGGAUAUGUAUGAGUGAUGCGACGGAAGAUGAUCCGAACGAUCCUCCAGUUUGGCGCUCGCCCUGCCAAUGCAGUCUCACUGCCCACGAAGCAUGCCUUUUGGACUGGGUAGCGGAUCUCGAGAAUCCUAAGAACAGCAAGCGAAAAGCGUCGGGCAAGAUUCUGUGUCCACAAUGUAAAGCCGAGAUCAAGAUAUCGAGACCGCGGAGCUAUGUUGUGGAUUCCUACCGGAUGCUGGACCGCGCGUUGGGAAAGUUAGUAUUUCCCGGUCUCGGCUUGUCUGUUCUGGGCUCUUUCUGGACCGGAGCUUGGGUUCAUGGCUUCUAUUCGGUUUAUCUGGUGUUCGGCCAGGAAGAUGCUACACGUAUAUUCACGGACGCUCUCCAGCAUCCACUCCGAAAUUUCGCGUACGCGCUCAUUCCGAUCAACCUUAUUUUUGCGCGCACGAACUAUGCCGACUUUGUGCUGCCGUCGGGCUCAUUGGUCCUCCUUGCCACACAGCUCAGCGACGGUUUCGAGAUCGACCUGACUGUUUGGCCACCCUUACCCUCUACAGUCUUUGCAUGCUUACCUACCAUACGAUCAGCAUACAACUGGUGUUAUCACAAGGCUUUCUGUGACCUCAACAGGAAGUGGUUGGAGGAGAUACAACCUAGCCAUGCGCGGCAAGAGGACGAUGAAGUCGGAAACGGUGGCGGCAAUCCGGACUUCCCAGAGGAGAUUGGGGAGGGAGGCGUCCUGUUGGAAUUAGAGGUCAACCUUAAUGCGGAACCUGAAGCCAUGGAUGGCGCCCCGGCCGAAGCUGGAGAGCAACAAGAUGGACAGGCGGAACCGCAGAACGGUCACGUUCAUCAUAUCUUCGGGGAUAGAGGAGACCAAGUCGUUGAAGGCACAUCCUCGAUUGGCCAAAUGGUUCUUGGAGCAUUAGCCUUCCCAGCAGUGGCCGCAGGAAUGGGCACUCUUCUCGGCUACCUUCUGCCAUCUUCAUGGUUGAGUCCAUCGAACCAGAUGAACGGUCGACCUGGACUUCUCAGAACUAAAUGGGGUCGAAGCGUCGUGGGAGGGUGCCUAUUUGUUGUGCUCAAAGAUGCUCUUGUGUUAUACUGCAGAUGGAAGCUUGCACAGGGCCAUCGACAGAGACGGAUCAUGGACUACGACAAAAAGACGAAAAGAUACUUGCUUUGA